UGUCUCCCUCCCUCACUCACACCUAAUCGUUCUUCUAAUUCAGAUUCACAGCAUCUAUCCAUCCAUUCAUCCCCAAAACAACAAUUAUUAUUAUUCUUAGAAAAGAAAGAAUUAGAGUAGAAUAGAAUAGAAUGGCAUCAAUGGGCGCUGCUGCAGCUGCUGCAAGCUCCACUGCUCUGGCUACACCAUUCCUGGGCCAACCCAAGAACUCUGUUGCUGCCAAUCCCCUCUCCAUCGGAAAUAAUAACAAUGCCAAAUACACCAUGAGCAAUGAGUUGUGGUACGGACCCGACCGCGUCAAGUACCUGGGCCCCUUCUCAGCUCAGACGCCGUCCUACCUCACCGGAGAAUUCCCCGGCGACUACGGCUGGGACACCGCCGGCUUGUCCGCCGAUCCCGAGGCCUUCGCCAGAAACAGAGCCCUCGAGGUGAUCCAUGGGAGAUGGGCUAUGCUGGGAGCCCUAGGGUGCAUAACUCCAGAGAUUCUUCAGAAAUGGCUGAGAGUGGAGUUGAAGGAGCCGGUCUGGUUCAAGGCCGGUUCACAAAUCUUCACCGAGGGUGGCCUCGAUUACCUGGGCAACCCCAACCUGGUCCACGCCCAGAGCAUCCUGGCCGUUCUUGGAUUCCAGGUGGUGCUGAUGGGGCUGGUGGAAGGGUACAGAAUCAACGGCCUGGAUGGAGUGGGAGAGGGCAAUGAUCUCUACCCUGGGGGCCAGUAUUUCGACCCCCUGGGGCUGGCCGACGACCCCGUCACUUUCGCGGAGCUGAAGGUGAAGGAAAUCAAGAAUGGCAGACUGGCUAUGUUCUCCAUGUUCGGGUUCUUCGUUCAGGCCAUAGUCACCGGGAAAGGCCCCCUGGAGAACCUCUUGGACCACCUCGACAACCCCGUCGCCAACAAUGCCUGGAACUACGCCACCAAGUUCGUCCCUGGAUCGUGAUAAUUAAUUAAUUAGUUUAUGUAAUAUCGAUCAAUCGAUGGAUCUCCAUGAUGUAUUUAUAGUCCUCCUGCUUCCAUUAUGUUCAAUUCGUUUAAUUUCUGUAAUACAGACAUGAUUGGAACAA
Andrographis paniculata is the source of this 1062-nucleotide messenger RNA. Its product is annotated as chlorophyll a-b binding protein 13, chloroplastic-like. The transcript has 3 exons. The record is from RefSeq and is a predicted model, not a curated record. NCBI's taxonomy places the organism in Eukaryota, Viridiplantae, Streptophyta, Magnoliopsida, Lamiales, Acanthaceae. Gene Ontology annotation, cellular component: chloroplast envelope; chloroplast thylakoid membrane; plastoglobule. Bases 132 to 938 code for a protein of 268 amino acids. Gene Ontology annotation, biological process: photosynthesis, light harvesting in photosystem I; response to light stimulus.